Lindgomyces ingoldianus is the source of this 2820-nucleotide messenger RNA. RefSeq names its product MIF4G-domain-containing protein. NCBI's taxonomy places the organism in Eukaryota, Fungi, Ascomycota, Dothideomycetes, Pleosporales, Lindgomycetaceae. The transcript has a single exon. Gene Ontology annotation, molecular function: RNA binding; protein binding. Gene Ontology annotation, cellular component: catalytic step 2 spliceosome. Bases 121 to 2688 code for a protein of 855 amino acids. Gene Ontology annotation, biological process: mRNA splicing, via spliceosome. The record is from RefSeq and is a predicted model, not a curated record.
CUCAGUUGUGACCAACUCCUCCCUCGCUUUGCGUUCCGGCGAGAGAUCGCUUGUUAAAUAACUAAGUAUACUUCAGAACUGUCCCGUCUGCAUCAUUUGCGAGAGGACUAUUCCAUUGUGAUGGAGAUCGCCUCCGCCGUCCGAAUCCCGUCGCCGGAGCCUGACUCCCCAGAGCCACCCCGCAAGCGCGAGCACUCACCCGCUGAGGCUGGGCCGUCGAAGCGGUCGCGGCGAUACGGCCACGACGCAGACGACGAUUACCCACCUGAACGACCCCGAGAACGUGAGCGAGAACGUGAGCGAGACAGAGAUGAGAAGCCAAUGCGACGCGACCGAGAGAAUGGCCGUCGGCCUGAUGCCGGCAACGACCCUCGCGUCGAAAAUGAUGACCCGCGCUUUAGAAUGUUUCAAAACGCCUUCAGCGCUCCCAAGAAGUUGCCCAUCGAUGACUCCAAAACACGUGCUGGCGGGGCCUACAUACCACCCGCGCGGCUGAGGGCUAUGCAAGCUGCCAUCACGGACAAGAACAGCCCGGAGUAUCAGCGCAUGGCGUGGGAGGCCCUGAAGAAAUCGAUUCAAGGCAUGAUCAACAAGUGCAAUGUUGCCAACAUCAAGAUGAUCGUCCCGGAGCUGUUUGCAGAGAAUCUGGUCAGGGGCCGAGGCUUGUUCUGCCGGUCCAUUAUGAAGGCACAGGCUGCGAGCUUGCCCUUUACCAACAUCUAUGCAGCCAUGGCGGCGAUUGUGAAUACAAAGCUCCCACAGGUCGGCGAUCUACUCGUCCGGAGGCUGAUUGUGCAGUUCAGGAAAGGCUUCAAGAGGAAUGACAAGGCCGUGUCGGUGGCUAGUUCAAUGUUCCUGUCGCAUCUAGUCAAUCAGCAGGUCGUCCACGAGGUCAUCAUUGCGCAGAUGCUCCUUCUCCUCCUCAACAAGCCGACAGAUGACAGCGUGGAAAUUGCCGUGGGGAUUAUGAGGGAAGUCGGCCAGUUCUUGGAUGAGAUGAACGGACCCAUCGCAAACUCCAUUUUCGACCAAUUCCGCAAUAUUCUUCAUGAAGCGGAUAUCGACAAGCGAACGCAGUACAUGAUCGAGGUCCUGUUCCAAGUUAGGAAAGACAAGUACAAGGAUAACCCAUCCAUAAAGGAGGAGCUAGAUCUCGUGGAAGAGGAGGAUCAGAUCACACAUCGGCCAACUCUUGAGGAUGAGAUCAAGGUCGAGGAGGGCUUAAACAUCUUCAAGCUUGAUGCCGAAUACGAGGAGCACGAGGCGCAAUACCAGAAGCUAAAGGCUGAAAUCCUAGGAGAGGCUGAAGGAAGCGACGAGGAUGAAUACACGGAUGCAUCUUCCGAGGAUGAUGACGAGGAGAAGGAAGAACGAGCUAUGGAGAUCAAGGACCAGACCAACGCCGAUCUUGUCAGCCUGCGCCGGACCAUCUACCUCACCAUCAAGAGCAGCGGUGGCUUCGAAGAAUGCUGUCACAAGCUUAUGCGCGUCAAACUUCCAGCAGGCCUCGAAAAGGAGCUCACAUCCAUGAUUGUAGAAUGCGCAAGCCAGGAGCGCACUUACGAAAAGUUCUAUGGCAUGGUUGGCGAACGGUUCUGCAAGCUCAAUCGCAUGUGGUGUGAACUCUUCCAAGACGACUUCGUCAAUUACUACGACACAAUCCAUCGCCUAGAAACCAACCGUCUCCGAAUUGUCGCGCAGUUCUUCGCCCAUUUGCUUGCUAGCGAUGCAAUUGGUUGGCAUGUAUUAUCUGCCAUUAAGUUGAACGAAGAAGACACCACGUCCAGCUCUCGGAUCUUCAUCAAGAUUCUCUUCGAGGAGCUUAUGUCAUCUCUCGGUCAAAAGACGCUGGUAGAACGCCUGAAGGAUCCAAUGCUCCAAGAAGACCUCACCGGCCUCUUCCCCACUGACGACCAGGUCAACACGCGUUUUGCCAUCAACUUUUUCACUGCUGUUGGUAUGGGUGUGCUCACUGACGACAUGCGCACGUUCCUUGCGAACAAUGCUCCGCAGCCGAAGGCGCUACCGGAACCAGAAGGCGAGAGCGAUUCAGAGAGUGUCUCGUCUUAUUCUUCGUAUUCGUCGCGCUCGAGGUCAAGAUCUAGGACGCCAAGACGGGGGAGGUCUGUCUCAGAUUCCCGUUCACGCUCCCGUAGUCGGUCAUACUCGUCAGAUUCAAGAAGUAGGUCGCGCCGACGAAGUCCUUCGGUUUCCAGAUCUAGGUCUCCGGCUCCGAGGAGGAGGAACUACGCUUCUUCUCGUUCUCGGUCCCCCGCUUCUCAUCGCCGUAGAUCCAUCUCAGCCCGUGCAGAUUCUCGAGACUCCCCUUCGAGAAACGGAUCACCCAGAAGACCUCGUAGGCGUGGCCAUUCGGAUCCCUCCCCUUCCAGAUCCAGGUCCCGAGCUCCAAGGAGGAGGAGGAAUUAUUCAUCGAGUCGCUCAAGGUCCCCUGCGCCAAGACGCCGUGUGCGAAGUCCGUCGAGUUCAGUGGCGCGGUCAAGGUCGCCGGUUGAGAGGCGACGACGCCAUUCUAGCAGUGUUUCUAGGUCGAGGUCGCCACUACGUCGUAGGAAGAGGGAUUCGAGCAGCCCGCCGCCACGUCGUAGGAGAGAUUCAAGUAGCCCACCGCCCAGGAAGAGACGGCCUUCUAUUAGUCCUCCACCGAGAAGGACGCAGGCUGCUAACUAGAAUGUUUCGAGGACUUGAGGUUGGGUGUUCGGCUUGGUGAUAGUACUGCACUUGGAGAGAGACAGGGACUAAUUUGUCAAGGCUUGGGGAUCAUUAUAAAGAUACGAAGUGUAUUGUAGAAAAUCAGUCCGC